ACUCAUCAGGACAAUUAUUAAUUAACCUUAUCCCCCUGUUUUUAUUGGGGUAUCCGAGAUAAGUCUUAAGUUUUUAUUCGGUUGAUCUCAGCGGGCUUAGCACUCAUAUGCAGAGCCCAUAAAGGCUAAAGCUCAUUAUACUCAAGAAUUUCAUGAGACUCUGAAAGCAACAUUUGUUAAAGCUCCAGCAAUGUCCAAAAUUUCGAUAUUGUUCUGUUUCAUUAUUUUGGCAUUUGGGAUUUUUGCCAAUGGUUCAGAAAAUGGGCUUGGGAUAUAUGAGAUCAAGAAAGGUGAUUUCUCUGUAAAGGUCACCAACUAUGGUGCAAGAAUUGUGUCUGUUGUUCUUCCUGAUAAGAAUGGAAAGUUAGCUGACGUUGUUCUUGGUUAUGAUACAAUCAAAGAGUACAUGAAUGAUACCUGUUACUUUGGGGCCAUUGUUGGACGGGUCGCUAACCGCAUUGGUGGUGCUAAGUUUACUCUUAAUGGAACUCUCUAUAAACUUGACGCUAAUGAGGGAAAUAACACACUCCAUGGUGGUAAAAAAGGUUUCAGCGAAGUGGCUUGGAAAGUGACAAAGCACGUCAAAUAUGGUCGAUCUCCUUACAUUACCUUAUCGUACCACAGUGUUGAUGGCGAAGAAGGGUUUCCUGGUGAUGUUCUGGCCUCGGUGACAUAUGCUCUUAUUGAACCAUACAAAUUGAGUGUAACAAUGAAGGCAAAAGCUUUGGACAAGGCCACUCCUGUGAGCCUUGCCCAACACAGCUACUGGAACCUUGGUGGCCAUAACAGUGGGAAUACUUUGUCCGAUGAGCUGCAGUUAUUUGCUUCACACAUCACACUGGUGGAUGACAAACUCAUCCCCACCGGUAAAAUCGUCCCUGUCAAGUCCACACCUUACGAUUUUCUUGAACCCCAUGUAAUAAAAGGCCCCAUAAAACGACUUCCCAAGGGCUCUAAGGGUUACGAUAUAAAUUAUGUGGUUGAUGGUCCAAAAGGGCAAAAGAUGAAGCCAGUAGCUAUAGUUUAUAAUAAGAAGUCUGGAAGAAUAAUGAAGUUAUCGGCGAAUGCUCCUGGGGUGCAGUUGUACACCGGUAACUACAUCAAUGACGUGAAGGGAAAAGGUGGAUAUGUUUAUCAAUCUCAUGCAGCCUUGUGUUUGGAGACUCAAGGGUUCCCGGAUUCUGUGAAUCACCCCAAUUUCCCUUCAGAAAUUGUUAAUCCAGGAAAGACUUAUGAACACUGUAUGCUGUUUACAUUUUCCACGAAGAAAUGAUAGGUUUAGCUGAUGAUAAUUAAGCUUACAGCCAUAACUCUCUUUUGUUCCCUUUCUGCACAAUAACAUCAAUAAAUAUUACCGGGACCAUCUACUUCUCGAGCAA
Molecule: messenger RNA, 1379 nt
Organism: Sesamum indicum (sesame)
Lineage: Eukaryota; Viridiplantae; Streptophyta; Magnoliopsida; Lamiales; Pedaliaceae
Biological process (GO): beta-D-galactose catabolic process via UDP-galactose, Leloir pathway; glucose metabolic process
Molecular function (GO): carbohydrate binding; aldose 1-epimerase activity
Source: RefSeq, a predicted model, not a curated record